CAGCAGGGAAGUGAGACCUUCAGAGUCAACGGAUCCUGGAACUGUCGAUCCGACACAACAACAGCAUACUGAUAACUGGUUGUUAAAGCGAGCACUGGACAAAGAAACGCCUCCUAUGAAGAUUGAAGUCAGAGGAGAAGCAGCUACACAUCGUUUUCAGGCAGCAUGAACUCCCUCCCAGGAAGAGCCGCCCUGUCUCUGUGCAGACGCUCCGCAGCAGCGGGCGGGAUGAGGGUCCUCUCCCCGGGGCUCCAGGCUGCGGGCAUGCCGGCCUCCGUGCAGGCUGUCCGGGUCUGCCACUCCGGGACCAGUCCUAAGGGCAGCAUCACCACCAAGAAGCGGGGAUACGACAUCACCAGAAACCCACACCUCAACAAGGGCAUGGCGUUCACUCUGGAGGAGCGCCUCCAGCUGGGCAUCCACGGCCUGCUGCCGCCAUGCUUCCUCUCCCAGGAUGUGCAGGUGCUGCGUGUCAUGAAGAGCUACGAAACCCGCAUCAACCCUCUGGACAAGUACAUCCUGCUGAUGACGCUGCAGGACAGGAACGAGAAGCUGUUCUACAGAGUCCUGACCUCUGACAUCGAGGAGUUCAUGCCCAUCGUCUACACUCCCACGGUGGGCCUGGCCUGCCAGCAGUACGGCCUCGCCUUCAGGAGACCACGAGGACUCUUCAUCACCAUCCAUGAUAAAGGCCACAUCGCCACCGUGCUCAACUCCUGGCCUGAAGAAGACAUUAAGGCCGUUGUGGUGACAGACGGGGAGCGUAUCCUGGGUCUUGGGGACCUUGGAGGUUACGGGAUGGGCAUCCCUGUUGGGAAGCUGGCGCUGUACACGGCCUGCGGGGGGGUGAAGCCUCAGCAGUGCCUCCCUGUGCUGCUGGACGUCGGCACCAACAACCAGGCGCUGCUCGACGACCCUCUGUACAUCGGACUGAAGCACAAGAGGAUCCGAGGAAAGGAAUACGACGAGCUGGUCGAUGAGUUCAUGCAGGCAGUGACGGACAAGUACGGGAUGAGCUGUCUGAUACAGUUUGAGGAUUUCGCCAACAUCAAUGCCUUCCGCAUUCUGAAUAAAUACAGGAACAAAUACUGCACCUUCAACGACGACAUCCAAGGCACGGCCUCAGUAGCUGUCGCCGGGAUCCUAUCUGCUCUGAAGAUCACCAAGAACACACUCUUAGAUCACACCGUGGUUUUCCAGGGGGCCGGAGAGGCUGCUCUGGGUAUUGCUCACCUCCUCAUGAUGGCCAUGGCUAAAGAGGGAGUGAGUAGAGAAGAAGCUGCCAAGAGGAUCUGGAUGGUGGACUCCAGAGGGCUCAUUGUGAAGGGCAGAGGCAACCUUAACCACGAGAAGUUGGAAUUUGCUCACGAUCACCCGCACAUUAAGACCCUGGAGGAGGUGGUGGAAACCGUCAAACCCACCGCCAUCAUCGGAGUGGCAGCUAUCCCAGGAGCCUUUACUGAGAAGAUUAUUAAAGGCAUGGCGUCCUUCAACGAGAGGCCGAUCAUCUUCGCUCUGAGUAAUCCCACCAGCAAGGCCGAGUGCACCGCGGAGCAGUGCUACAACCUCACUGAGGGCCGGGGCAUCUUCGCCAGUGGCAGUCCGUUCGACAAAGUGACGCUAGCUGACGGGCGCAGCUUCAUCCCCGGCCAGGGAAACAACGCCUACGUCUUCCCCGGAGUCGCUUUGGGCGUUAUUGCCUGUGGAGUGCGCCACAUAUCUGACGACAUCUUCCUCACCACAGCAGAGGCGAUAUCUGAGAUGGUGACGGAGGAGAACCUGGCUGAGGGGAGGCUGUACCCUCCUCUGAGCACCAUCAGAGAGGUGUCCUUCAAGAUCGCAGUGAAGAUUGUCAACUAUGCAUACAAAAACAACAUGGCUUCUCUGUACCCUGAGCCAAUAGACAAGGAGGCGUUUGUCCUGUCUCACAUCUACAGCCCAGAUUACGACUCCUUCACUCUGGACAAAUACAGCUGGCCGGAGGAGGCCAUGAACGUCCAGGACGUGUGAUUUCUGUCUGUCUCUAUCCUUAAAUCAAUAUGCUACGACCGCGUAUCAGGGCCAUCGCAGGUGAAGACAAAUUAAAACUACACAAAAGUGAAGGCACUUAAUUAAAAAGGAAAAACCCCACUAUUUUUCAAGGUUUUUUUUCUCUCGUAAAUGUGUGGCUUUAUGAUUUCUGAACUUCGAUUUAUAGUUUUAUGAUUUCAGAGAACAUUACAAUAUUUUUCCUGUGAGUUUUUCUCGUACAUUUACAAGUUUUAUCUUUAUUUUGAAUUGUUUCUACCUUAAAUGGCCCUGAUACUCCGUCCUACUAUGCUGCCGUGGUGUAAAGUACAAGUUAUGCAUCGCCUCUACCCAGAAACUUCUCCAAUUAUUCUCUAAUAUGUUAGUGCCCUCCUUGCAGACGUACAGUGAUCCAUAUAAUAGAUGCCAAACUGUUAUUCUCUAUGACCUUUUAUGUGUUAUAUUGUCAAGUACAAGUUUCUAUUUCCUCUUUCAGUGCUUUAAUUGUUGUCUUUUCAGUUCUCUGUACCAGUUUGAAGGAUUGAAUGAGUGAAAUACUCUAAGCUGCAUACACACCCAGUAUAUCAAAUGUCAUUAGCUAUAACUACAUCUAUACACAUUAGAUUAUCAAGCUGUUCACGCAACGCUAAAUUAAUUUUGACAGCUAAUGCAGGAAAUCAGAGAGCAGAUUCUCACAGCAACGCACAAUGCUUCCUCUUGUCUUGACACAAAUCUACAGAAGACUCAUUUUGUAACUUGAAACAUUGAACAAACUCUGUGCCUCGUCCUGUGUGACCUCAGGACAUCACUGCUCCAUGUUCUGACUAUAAUUGUUCAGUGGUUCACAAAGAGGACAAAUGUGGCUCGACACUGUAGCCACUUCUCCAAUUGUACACUCCCAUCUGUUCACGAGACUAAAACACUCCACAGUCAGCCUGUCAUUCUGUUUCCCCGCGAGAGUCCGUUCUUCUGGAUGGAAAGCACUUUUGUUCUCUUGAAUGUGUUCAGAAAAAGCACCUUCAGGAUGUUUUUUGUAUACAAUGGUGUGUUAUUCCUCUAGUUUUGUACAGAGCCUUAUGCUUGUUGUGGUGUUUUUGCCAAAAGUUAUCGAUGAACUGUAUAUUUUACAGUGUCUUUAACUCCUAGCCAACAUGAUGCUCUGCCAGCUUUAGUACCGGCAGAUAUGCUUGAAGUUUUUAAAGGGAACAUGAAACUUUUUGAAUAAAAUGGUCAACUAAA
Molecule: messenger RNA, 3246 nt
Organism: Gymnodraco acuticeps
Lineage: Eukaryota; Metazoa; Chordata; Actinopteri; Perciformes; Bathydraconidae
Gene: me3
Product: malic enzyme 3, NADP(+)-dependent, mitochondrial
Exons: 15
Coding region: 166-2010 (614 amino acids)
Biological process (GO): pyruvate metabolic process; malate metabolic process
Cellular component (GO): mitochondrion
Molecular function (GO): malate dehydrogenase (decarboxylating) (NADP+) activity; NAD binding; malate dehydrogenase (decarboxylating) (NAD+) activity
Source: RefSeq, a predicted model, not a curated record